Acyrthosiphon pisum (pea aphid) is the source of this 2000-nucleotide messenger RNA. Its product is annotated as DNA topoisomerase 2-binding protein 1-A-like. NCBI's taxonomy places the organism in Eukaryota, Metazoa, Arthropoda, Insecta, Hemiptera, Aphididae. The record is from RefSeq and is a predicted model, not a curated record. The transcript has 12 exons. Bases 91 to 1824 code for a protein of 577 amino acids. Gene Ontology annotation, biological process: mitotic G2 DNA damage checkpoint signaling; DNA replication initiation; mitotic DNA replication checkpoint signaling.
UUAUUGUGUUAUUAUUAGGAAGACUGUUAUAAUAAUGUUGAACAAAUUCCUGUAGAAUAUUAUCAUAAACCUGUAAUUUUUAGUGGUUCUAUGCCUCUAAAAAACUGUGUAAUUAGCAUUACCAAUUAUACUGGAUCUGAACGAUAUUUCUUAAAAGAAGUUUCACUACUUCUUGGAGCGAAUUUUCAAGAUGCAUUGUCAAGAAAAUCAAAACCAGAAGAUAACAUUAUGAUAACAACUCAUCUCAUUUGUUCUACUCCAGAAGGACCCAAAUAUGAAGCCUCAGUUAAAUGGGGUGUACCGGUUGUAUCUAAAGAAUGGCUACUUAAAUGUGUUCCAUGCAAAUGCCGUUUACCAGAAGAUAAAUUUCCAAUUGUUUCCAAUGCAAUACCGCUUAAAGACACUGAAGAUGGUAUUGAACCACCACUAAAAAAGAAAUGUUCAGUGGAAAUCAUGAUUCCUACCUCUCAAGUUUUAGGUUUACCUACCAACAAAAAUGAUAUAGAAAUAGCGCUUUUGAAAUCAAGUUGUUCUACUCCAGUUGAUUCAAAUAGUUUCGUCAAAAAUUUAAAAACACCAGAAACUCCAUAUGGACAAAUACUUUAUUAUGAUCCUGUUACACCAGAAACAAAAAAGGAAUGGAAAAAAAGUAUAGAUGUUUUUCCAGAUGGUCUCGAUGAACAAUCACAACUUAAGUUAAGGAACCAAAAUAGUACUGAAACAAAUGAAAUAAGUUCAACAAAUGCUAAUUCAAAUGAUACAUUGAAAAGUCCAAGUUUAUCAUACCGUUCUCCAGGCGUGGCUAACAGCAGCUUGCAUAACACAUCUCAAAUAUCAAAAGCUCAAAAUAAUAAAUCUAAUACUGUAUCACCAAAUACUGAUACUAAGCUGCAAUCUUUAGAUAAACAAGAAUUUAGGAGAACAAUCAAACAACUCCAACAAAAUGUAUGUACAUCAAGAGAACCAGAAAUUCUUUUUUCCAGAACAGAGUCUGAAAGUCAAGAUGAUUAUGCAAGAAACUCUCUACUGAAAGAACCAGUUGUAGAAUCAUCAGAAGAAUGUUCAGCUGAAUCUUUCCAUCCAACUGAACAACAAGAAAAACCCAGGUUAAAAAGACUGUCCAAAUGCAAUAAAAAGUUUAUAUUAACCAGCGUGAAUAUCGAUGUUCGCCAAAAGUAUGAAAAUGCUAUUGAAAAACUUGGUGCUCAAGUAUUGCAAAGUGCAAUAUUUUGUGAAGAUGUUACUCAUGUUCUUAUGCAUCAGCCAAGUAGAACUGAGAAAUAUUUAUGUUCACUUGCUUCUGGAAAAUGGAUAUUACAUCCAAGUUAUAUUGAUGAUUGUUUAAAGGAAAAUUGCUUUCUGCCAGAAGAUAAAUACGAAUGGGGAAAUCCUUUAUCCGACUUAUCUUUAUCAACGCCAUUGCAUGGAGCAGGUUAUCGAUGGCGUUCUAAAAUUUGUUCUAGUAAAACUGCAGCAUUCAGUGGUAUGAAAGCUGUAUUAAUGACUUCUGAAAAUCGAUACCAAGCUUUGACACGUCUCAUACGAGCUGGUGGUGGAAUGAUAUUGGAUAUAAAAGAACUAUUGCAGUCUACUCAUUGUAUCAUUGACCAAGGGUAUGGUAAUAUUCCUGUUCCUUUAAAUGAAAUUGCUGUCAAGGGUAUAUUACUAUUACCUGCUCCGUUUCUGGCUGAUCUUCUUAUUAAAGAUCCAUCACCAGAUCCUUUAAAAUAUCUAAUACCUGAGUACCAAGCUUUCUAUAAUAGAUUAGCGCCUAAUAUGUACCGUUGUAAUUUUUUAUCUAUAUCAAUAUCAGCCAUACAUUAGUUAUUAUUUUUUUUUAUGAAUACUAUUAUUUGUAAUUUUUUAAUCUAAUAUAAAUUAUAAGUUGCAAUAGUUGUACACUUCCAUAUAAUGAUGCUUUGUACUUUGUGAUAUAUCAAAUAAUAAACUAAAAGUUCUAGUUUUCAGAAACAAAAAAUAAAUAAAUAAUGGAAAACCAA